Molecule: messenger RNA, 810 nt
Organism: Trichoderma citrinoviride
Lineage: Eukaryota; Fungi; Ascomycota; Sordariomycetes; Hypocreales; Hypocreaceae
Exons: 1
Coding region: 1-810 (269 amino acids)
Cellular component (GO): nucleus; cytoplasm
Molecular function (GO): RNA polymerase core enzyme binding; RNA polymerase II CTD heptapeptide repeat phosphatase activity
Source: RefSeq, a predicted model, not a curated record
AUGGCGAAUUCAUCCGGCAAGCCCAAGGGCAUCCUCAAAGACUCCAUCACGCCCUCGGGCGACUCCAAAAAGCAGACCGCACGCGAAAUCGCCAUCCACCACGCAACCCUCCUUCAGCACCGCAAAGACCUCGAAAGCCAGAUCCUCGACAGCCUCAUCCUGCUAUCAGAAUAUCCCCUCGUUAGGGAAGCCCCCUACAGCUCCGCAAACCCAGCCCCGUCCGACAUUGCAGACUUCAAGGCCAACGUGCGACUCUUCCAACCUUCAGACUACGAUGACCUCAUCGAAGAGCGCAAUGUGAAUGAACUUUGCGGCUACACGCUCUGCGCGAAACCAAGACGCCAGACGGGCGGCGGCGGGGAGUGGAAGCUGACGAGCAGCGGCGAGAUUGUCAAGCGCAAGGAGCUCGAGAAGUGGUGCUCUCAGAUAUGUGCGCGCAGAGCCCUCUUUGUCAAGGUCCAGCUCAACGAGACGGCUGCUUGGGAACGAGCCGGGAUUCCCGACAUCCAGAUCGAUCUUUUGGACGAGGACAAGUCUAUGGAGACGGAGGCUGAUCGGACUGCGCGCAAGCUUGGUGAGCUUAAGCUGGACGACCAGCGGCAGGCUGCCCGAGACUCGGCUGCUUUGGCGAUGGAACGAGGAGGCAACGGGAUCAACUCUUCCAUGGACAAGGUCAAGGUUACGCUGAAGGAAAAGGACGUCGUGGCGCCGUCUUUAUUGGCCGCUGGGACUGCCAGUUCAGAGGAUCAUUUACUUGUCGAUGGCCAUAAAGCAAAGAUACCCGAGGAAGAGACAAAGGAAUCAGAGUAA